AUGCGGCAGGCUGACGUCGAACCGCCAUGGCCUUCGAUGGUGAUCGAUUCCUCGGUGCAAAGUAACUCCAGUAACUCCUCCCACCACGGCGAUUCCGGAAAACCCGGCGAUAAGAUACAGGAAUGGUCUUCCCUCAUUGGCAUUAUCACAGCCAUUGUAGGCAACAUACUGAUCGCUCUUGCGCUCAAUGUCCAAAGAUAUGCUCACAUUCGGCUGCAUAAGCAACGAAGCAGGAAUAGAAGGAGAGCCAAGGAAGCCAUGAAACACGCCCAAGUUGGAGACCAUGGAGGUUCAUAUGGUACCAUCGACGGCGAUGGUCAUGGGAAUGGAUAUCAAAAUGGCCACAGGACAAGCACAGAUGAGCAACAUCAUACCAACGAGAGCCGCGAAACAGAUCCUUUAACUGGGUCCUUCCAUUCUGCAGCGUCUGAAAGCUCUAGCAGCAAGCACGACGAAGACGAGACGUCAUCUUCGUAUCUCAAAUCGCCUUACUGGUGGCUUGGUCAAGUCCUCAUCACACUCGGAGAGAUGGGCAACUUUCUAGCAUACGGGUUUGCCCCUGCUUCAAUUGUCUCUCCGCUUGGUGUUGUUGCACUGAUCUCAAACUGCAUUAUUGCGCCUGCCAUGUUUCAUGAAAAGUUUCGUCAUCGCGAUUUCUGGGGUGUGGUUAUUGCCGUGGGUGGUGUCGUUACUGUUGUUCUAAGUGCAAAGCAAGAGGAGACCAAACUGAACCCUCAUGAUGUAUGGGACGCCAUCACUACAUUGGCUUUCGAGAUAUACCUGGCAGUGACGAUCUUCCUCAUUGUGUGCCUUAUGUGGGCAAGUCCUAGGUAUGGGAAGCGCACGAUUCUCAUUGACCUAGGACUGGUCGGCUUGUUUGGUGGUUACACUGCUCUUGCAACCAAGGGUGUCUCUUCGAUGUUGUCUUCCACCUUGUGGCGUGCUUUUACAACUCCUGUUACAUAUGUCCUCGUCGUGAUUCUUCUCGGAACGGCUGUCAUGCAGAUUCGUUAUGUCAACAAAGCACUGCAACGAUUCGACUCGACUCAGGUUAUUCCGAUCCAGUUCGUUAUGUUUACGCUUUGUGUGAUCAUAGGCAGCGCCGUGCUCUAUCGCGACUUUGAGCGCACAAACGCUGAACAGGCGACAAAGUUUGUUGGAGGUUGUUUACUUACCUUUUUUGGCGUCUUUCUCAUUACUAGCGGACGUGAGCAGAGCCAUGAUGAUGACGAUGUUCUGUCCGAAGCCGGUGAUUUUGAGGACACCAUUGGCCUUGCAAACCAGGAUGGCAACACUGCGCCAACAUACCAAGAUGGUCAGGGAUUCUCCACUCCCAAGUCGCAAUCACGGCGGUCUAGUCAUCUGUCGAAUUUCAAUCACUCUGAUGCACAUAGAGCUUUACUGUCCGCUGUCACACCGCAGCACGAAAAUAACAUGCCAUCGGCCAAGGCUAUGAGUUCACAAAGGUCUCCGGGUCAAGAGACUCUGGCUUCUGGCUUUCCUUGGGAUGACUUUGGAGGGCCUUCAACACCACCGGGAAGAGGCGUUAGGGCGUACUCCACUGAUUCGGUGCUUGUUGGGCCGGGUGCUGCGUCUGCAGCAGCGUUUGCUUCUCACCCUACGACGCCGCUGAGAGAACCUAUGGCGAGUGACGGGUCGCUUCUCCCACGUACACUGGCUAGCCCUACUAAGCCCAGUGGUUCUGGUAACCGAUCUAGAACUUUUAUCUCUCCAUCUCCCCUCUCGUCGACAGUCACGGCUGUGGUCAAGGAUGCCUUCCUGCGGGCGUCCGACGAUCCUCGUAUGCGCCAGUCUUCAAUGCGUCGCAUACGUUCCACCAUACGUGCUGGACUGUUCUUUAACGAAGACGGUGAGAACGCAGAUGCCGGGAGCAACACCCAAUCAAAUAUAUUGCCGACGGGUUCAGCGGUUCCCGCGUCAGUGGAAAACCUCCCAAGCACAGUAGAGGAAGAGGAAGGUUCCACUGCGGAGGUUGACCAGACGCGUCGAAGAUCACGAAGUGUUAGCGAUACAUUAGGCGACUUUUUUGGCGUCAGGCGCAAGAAGCGCUAUGACAGCUAUUUUGCGGGCGAUGUUGAAGACGGAACAGUGGGAGGAGCUACCCCCGGUCACGAUCGUGUAGAUCUUUAG
This is a messenger RNA of Fusarium coffeatum, 2151 nucleotides long. RefSeq lists its product as uncharacterized. The record is from RefSeq and is a predicted model, not a curated record. Gene Ontology annotation, molecular function: magnesium ion transmembrane transporter activity. The coding region runs from base 1 to 2151 and encodes 716 amino acids. The transcript has 2 exons. Lineage: Eukaryota; Fungi; Ascomycota; Sordariomycetes; Hypocreales; Nectriaceae. Gene Ontology annotation, cellular component: membrane. Gene Ontology annotation, biological process: magnesium ion transport.